AGGAAGAGCCAGAUGAUUCAGUGUGGCUAGUUUACGUUCUGUGUUGUUAUUGUGUAGGUGUGCUUUGUUGUCUUCGGUUGGACCAUUUGUUUUGGGACUUUUGCUUUUAAGACUGGGGGGAAACUUCAACAACAGGACUGAGGCCAAAGCUGUAGAUUACAGCAACUCCUGAAACCUUGGCGGACUGAAGACGGACUCAACCGUCACAACAUUAGCAACUACUGUGUCAUCAGUGUAUAUAAACAACAUCAGCAUCUACCACAAAAUCAGCAUCUACCGGGACAUCAGCAGCACCAGUCUGACCCUUCAAGGCCUCAGGAAAUCUUCGACAUCCCACACCAGUGAUAUUCUCCUUGUGAUGUGCUGAGCAGGACUAGGAGAAGGAUACACGCGAUUCUGUUUCCAGGAUUAGCUGUAACGGUUGAUACAAAUUGUGGAUUACUACUAUGACAGAACAUCGCUGUGAGUGUGGGAAUAUGGUCAGGUCAAUGUGUGGUGGUGCGUCAGUGAGCAAGAUGGCCAUGAUGUUUGUGAUGGUCAGCCUCAUGCUGGUCGGUGUAGGACAUUGCAGUGUCAGUGUGGUGGAUUCCAAUGAUUUGUUGGGAAUGAAUGGCGUUGGAUCUAGAACUGGUGAUGAAUCGUCAGUGUCAUUGAUGUGGGGUAUUGCCGAUACGACGGCCUCAGUCGGACACUUCUUCAACUACACAAUUCCACAUGAUGCUUUCAGAGGAAACGACCUCAAAUAUAAAGUGACAGAGGCUGGCAAGGACGCGCUGCCUCGGUGGCUGGUGUUCUCUCCCACGAAGCAGCUCCUCCAGGGGAUGCCGACAUCCAGUGACCUGGGACAGUACUACGUCGAGGUGGUUGCUGUCGGACACAAUGGUGACCAAGCCAAGGACAUAUUCUCCAUCUUUGUGAAUGAGGAUGCUGGACCAGCAACAGGUUCAACUCUGCAAUUCAAAGAAGGCGGUCCUAAAACUGUGCGUUGUAAAAGAUCCGAGCCAGAGACGGCUGUGAGCAUUGUGGUUGAUGUUGAUAUCGAUAAUCUGGGUGCACAGGAAAGACUUGACUUCCUCACGAAAUUUGUAUCUCAUCUGAACCUCGCUGAGGAUAUGGUGAAAAUCAACCAGGUUGGCCUGAAGCCAUUGACAGAUGCCUCAGCUCUUGUGUCUGGUGCAGGUGAUGCCAAGACUCUACAGACGCCAGGAUCCUUCGUGUCGUGGCUGGUCGGGUGUGGCAGGGUACAACAGGACCAUAUGCAGGCCCUCCAACAGGUGGAGACUGACUCGAGCAAUGGUGUCAUGGCCAACGCUAUUGGCUACCCAGUCCAUGUCUGGCACGUCACAAACAGCAGGUUCCAGGAACACAAGAGGCGGAAGAGACAGGCUGUACGACCCACUGCUACCCCCGCCGUCACGCCCACCCUGCCCAUCAGAGGUCCAACUGACACGAUCCGAGCUACUGGCGCAGAUCAGGAAGCCAUGACACGACCUGUGCCAAAACUUUACUCGCCAUCAUUCGGUAUCCAGCCAACCAAGACAAUGGCACCAAUGGAGAAGACGGCCACCCCAGGGCAAGGAGGAACGCCCGUGAUGUCCACAAAGGUGCCAGGUGGCAUGAAACCUUCCGUUGUCAUGCCAGAUGAGAAACCAAUGACCAAGACACAAGUUUUGCCAACCAAGACUUACGUGAUGACGGAUGUGAUGCCUUCAAAGUCAAUGCCAAUGCCUACCAAUGCUCCAACAAGAAAACCAGAAUCUGGAGCAUGCAAAGACCUAGUGCCUGUCGUCAAGGAGCCAAUCAAGAACAUGCUGUUUACUGUAGGAGAAAUCAUCCGGUACAAGAUUCCUGAUAAUACGUUCUAUGACUGCAGAGUUGGAAAUACGAGAAAGCUGAGACUCAUUCUCAUGGCCAACAUCACAACUGUGCUUCCUCCUGACUACUGGAUCAAGUUUGACUCCAGGAAGCAGCUGAUCCAGGGAUUACCAAUGGAGGCGAAUGUCGGUAAACACACGUUUAACAUGAUUGGUUUUAAUGCAGAUGAAGCAGACACUGUUGCCAAGAACACCUUCAACAUCACCAUUAUACCAGACCCAAGGUCAGCAACAGGUCAACUCAACCACGAAGUCAGUAUGACUCUUGACUAUGAUUUCGAGAAGUUUUCUAGCAGUACUGAAAACAAGAUCAGCUUUAUGAAUAAAGUAGCCAAGCUGAACGGUGAGCGAAAUGCGAAAAAUUUCAAAAUGAACCGAGUCACUAAAGGUUCAACAGUAGUGUCUUGGACCAACACAAAUCUUGCCUCCCCAGAUUGUCCCGUCGAUCAGAUAAAGAUGAUGAUGUCCAAGUUUGUUCAGGAGGAUGGGACUCUGAGCAAAGAAGCAACAAGGGGCAUGAAACCUUUUAACUUGAAGGGCGUCGGAGUGGUUCCGCUUGGAGCUUGUGAAAAUGACCCCAACUUCCCUGUCCUGGCAGUCACCAAAGACGACACAGAUGAACCAUCAUCACCUGAUGGGACUGACACAACCGACGAGACAACAGAGGAUGAAGACCCACCAGUUACCCCGGAACCUGUUCCAACCUCGACUGAGGGCGUGAGGACAGGAUCUGCUGGUGGUGGGCCAUCGGACGAUAUCUGGAUCACGACCGUGGUGCCGGCUGUCGUGAUUGUGGCCAUCUUGCUGCUGGCCCUCCUCAUCGCCUGCAUCCUGUACAGGAAGAAGAGGAAGGGGAAGAUGAACCUUGAGGACCAGAACACAUUCGUAAACAAGGGAGUGCCCGUAAUAUUCCAGGAUGAACUUGAUGAAAAGCCUACAGAUAGUAGCAAGCCUUUGUUAAUGGAAGGGCAGCCCCCCUGCCCUCCUCCGGAGUAUCAGAGAGGGGACAGUCAAGGCUCCACCCCUCCUGUGAAUCAUAAACAACCUCAGUUUGAUCACGAUGACCAUAUAGAGGACACGAAUGUCACAUCGCCGCUGUACCAGCCGCCACCACCCGUCACCGCAUCCAGUGGCAACAAGCAGCCCCGCCCACACGUUCCCCAGCCUGCGUACCGCAGCCAGCCUCCCUCCAUCCCACCAUAAGCUCUCCCUCAUCUCCGAGAGGCGUUGUAGGAAGUUUGAGAAAUAACAAAGGAGGUGCGAAUUUGUUGGGGAUUGUUAUUGUUUAAGAACUAUGCAUUGCCUUGAACAGACUUUGGGGUCGUGGAGCCGUUUCUUGAUUCUUCUCGUCAGGAUCCCGAUGUGAAUCCUGACAAAUUUCAAUUGUACAGCAUUGUUUGAAAUAUUGCACAUACCAGUGUAACAGCUGAAAGAGAAAUCUUGGGGAUGAAAUUUGUACCCUAGCAACUUGAAAUAUCAGUGCUUUACUUGUGGUGGGACACUAAAUCUGCAUGCAUUAUUGAUAAUGCCAUUUAUGCCUUAUGAGGAGACAGUGACUUCAAGGUUAAAGCUGGGUGUCGCUGGACUGGGAAUGUGGCUUCCAAAGUUGUUGCAUAUCUGCGUGGAGGAAGAUGUGUGGAUACCAGCAGUGACUGACUGAUGAUGGUAGACUCGAGCACCUGACUGAGGUCAGCUAUGUGUAAUGUCAGUGUUGUUUUAGUCAUCUCAGGAGAUUGUUAUAAUACUCAACCUGUAGCGGGGAGGUGGGAGGGGAUUUCUCAUUAACUACUUGGAUGGCAGAACUGGCCACCUCAUUCACCCAAUGAAGUAUUCUUAUUGUAGGUUUUAGCUUCAAAAGGAUUUUAACGUUGUUUUUUUUAGAAUGUUUUCUAAUUAUAUUUGUUGUUAUGACAGAUUAUUUUGAUAAAACUGAUAUUUGAUACUGCUGACAUGGAAUCGGAAAAAGCUCAUUGUCAUGAUCACUGGUGGUGUUCUGCCACCAAGUCAAGAAGCAAAAGGUACAAUCUAAAUCAUGGUUCAAUGGAAGCUUGCGAGCUUAGUGACAUUGUGUCCAACAAUCAGAUGGGGUAUGAAAUCCAGUGGUAGGUUGAGUUAUGUUUACCAAUGCAAGCAUUUAGUCUGCAAUAUGUCUGUAUUAUCUGCUCCUACUCUGCUUCAGCGUAGAUGGCAGCUGCUAGCAGCACUAUAGAAAAUAUUCUGUUGUAGAAGCCUUGACCUUUUAUGGCGGUACAUGACCUUUGAAAUCAUGUGACCAUAUCAUGUGACCAUUUGUUAGAAAGAGCUGGAAAAAUGCUUUCAUGUGAAAUAUAUUGUAGUAAUUUAAUAAAAUUGUGAUUUAUUUUAUUUGUGCUAUUUCGCCAAUUAGGUCAAGGCUUGCCUGCAUAAUAAGAUGACAGAUUAUGUCAGGUACAGAACAAUAACAUGUUGUCACCAGCCGCCAAGGCUGUCAUUGAUUUCAGUUGGUGCAGGUUCAUGUACAUAGAAUCAUUAGACAUUGUGAAUGUACCUUGUUUAUGCUUAUAUAGUAUGCAGACUGUAUAGAUGCUACCUGCUACACCCCCUGUCUGGAGGGUGGACUGAUCCGUCAGUUACAUGAUCAGUCCAACUUGACUGAUAGGGGUCCCUUCACUGUUUAUUGUCAGACAUGGCACAGUGUUUAGUGUAAUUUUUAAAAUCAUGUCUAGUUUAUUAAUCGAUUUCAUCAGUGUCUGUAUGUGCCUGUAUUUAUUUCAUAACUGAUGAAUGUUGCAAUAUUGUGCCAAUAUAUCUACUGACUUGAUCAUAAACAUAGUGUCAUUUAGCUGUCUUUAGCUUAGCUUUUUCACACAAGUCUUGAUUCUCCCAUCUUCCCCUCCUCAAGGUCACUGUACUUGGUGGAAGGUCGGGUGUGAGACUCAACAUUGAGAUUUUGUUCACUCAGGUAUGCUAACAUGCGCAAAUAAUACAAGCAUAAUGUGCUCAUGUGGUGGUAUCCAUAGUAACGCAAAUAUUAACGCAAAAUGACAGGUAAGAUUUUUUUCCCAAAAUAUUUUAUCAAACUUGGGAGAUUUAAUAUAAUUUAUUUGACUUUUGUGUUGAAUGCAAGGUGGCUUCAGCAUUUGUUUCUUUUGAACUAAUAAACCCAGCAUUUAUGAGUUGGCAUAGUUAUUUUAUUUUGCUAGGCCAGUUCCGCCUUGUGUGUAUAUAGGUGUCAGCGUUGAGGACAGGCCUUGUAUCAGUGCAUGACCAGUCCACAAACACCCGACAAUGGACGUCAAAUCCUAAACUUGAGCAAAUGCAGGUGUAUGAUAGUAUCGGAUCAGUCAUUUUAAUGCAGGUUUGAGUUCUCGAUUAGAAUCGGAACCAUCCAGUCAUUCAUGAUUUUUAUUUUUUAAAUGUGAUUUGGUACAUUUGACCAAGGAAACAUCUACCCCACCACUACGUGUAGUAUGUAAAUCUCCCAGUCAAUGCUAAUGGUGUUGAUGUUGUAAAUUUAAGACUGUUGAUAUGUGUGAGGAAUGUGUGUGUGCUCUUGUUGCAAGAUGACCGGAUACGCCUUGUAACAUGGUCGUGCUGUAGGGUCUCUCUUCCACAUACCCGUACCUUUCUCAAGUGAUAUAUCAUUUAUCAUUUUCUACCUGACUUGAAAAGUCCUAUACCUGUAGCUUUAUGUUGGAUGUACAUAUUAGUGUGCCUCUGGUUAUGAACAGAUUCAGUGACUGCCAAAAGAAUAGAAACCCUCGACAACAGGUGCUCAGAGGGAAUGUGAAACACUUCUUUAGUUUCCUGUGUCAGGAUUUUCCAACCUCAGAACACAAAUUAAAGAGAGAGGCUGAUUAAAAUACAUUUGUUGACUUUCAGUUUAGAUUAAUAAGAAAAAUAAUUAGAUACGAAACAUUCGUUCAUAUGUAAACAAUUAAAGCAUUUGUUGUUUUGUUCCUGCAAAGUCAUCCUACCUCCAAAGUGUUCUAUGAAAUUUAAGCUUUAUACCUAUUACUCUUCUUCACGAAAUGACUUUAGUGUUUAAUUUCAUCUAAUAUUAUACAUCUGUAAACAUACAAUUAAGAUCUGAAGAUGAAAUUGAUGGAUGUAAUGGUAUCUCUCCUGCUCAUCCAUAGAAACAAACAGGUAAAUAUCUGAAUAAUGGAGCAAUGUACCACCAAUGUACCAGCACUCUCAAACAGCAGAUUAGAUGAACCUGGUCCUUAUUUGAGGAAUUGACCAUAAAUAAUUCAAGGAUUAGAAGUGUGAGGUAUAUUUCCUCUGAGCGCACCAGUUGUGAGGAAGGUGUUAUGUGUAGCUAGCUUCAAGAGACGUAGAACAUUGUCUGCUGCUGCUGCUGCGGUGUGGAUGCGGUUACGAUGUUGUACAAAGCGUGUGCUGGAAAUGAAUGACGGAGGGAGGUGAUCCCUCACGUGAAGAUUUGUCAUUACUGUACCGAUACGUAAAUAUAAACCUGUCUUGUCAGUGUACCAUCUAGCCCGAUUCAAUAAACACAUUAUGUAAAACAUGA
This is a messenger RNA of Haliotis rufescens (red abalone), 6387 nucleotides long. RefSeq names its product dystroglycan 1-like. The transcript is spliced from 5 exons. Gene Ontology annotation, cellular component: dystrophin-associated glycoprotein complex; dystroglycan complex; sarcolemma. Gene Ontology annotation, biological process: morphogenesis of an epithelium; axon guidance; nerve development. The coding region runs from base 447 to 3077 and encodes 876 amino acids. Gene Ontology annotation, molecular function: laminin binding; calcium ion binding. Lineage: Eukaryota; Metazoa; Mollusca; Gastropoda; Lepetellida; Haliotidae. The record is from RefSeq and is a predicted model, not a curated record.